AUGGAUUCGUUGUUGAUUCAGGAGUUUGCAAACUUGCUGAAUGAAGAUGGAGUUAUGCUUUCGCUACUUUUGAUCGGCGUAUCAAAAGAACCGAUCGGAUUUGAGCGGAUGCGCAACAACUUUCGGAGACUGCUGAAACACUUUGCGAAUAACCUCAAGGCAGAUAUCCUCAGCGAAUCGCACCGAGACCUAAGGAGAUUUAUAAGCUCAUAUUCGGUCAUGAUCACCUGCGAGCUCUUUGCCAUGGCACCUAUUGACGAGCAACGAAAGAUCAAACCUACCGUUCUAGAGGCAGAACGUGGAAUUCCAUCCGCGGAAAAACGCCUAGCUCACCAGAGAAAAGUGGAAUCCUAUCUUCAAAGUCUACACAGUGGUGGCACUGCUCCUCAGACAAGCCAAGUAAUUGAAGUGCUCGUUCCUGAUGCUGAGGAAAGUGACCAAGAAUCCGUGGCAGAGGAAGCUGGCGAGGAUGAGCCUUAUGAGGGAUCUUUGCAAAACUUGGAUCAAAUGAAGCACUUCAUUCUGGAAAGCUCCGCCUACCAGAUCCUUCGUCGUCGGCUCAAGGAGUUUGUUCAACCCUCGCUGAACUGCCGGUUUCGGGAUCUAGUGACAAGGUGGUCAAAUCCAGGACAUAAGAACCAUGGCGAUGCUGCUCGGUAUAAACUGCGGAACCUUGUCACAGAUUUACAGGACGUGAGUCCCUUCGAGAUUCGAUUUGAACGUGACGAGAUAAGUUCUCGAUUUGUCAUGUUCAUCAGCCACUAUCAGCAUCUAAUUGAGCGCUGGACUGGAGAGCCUUGGGAUUGGUGGCCGUUACCCCGCUUUCCGAGACCACUGGCGGAAUCAGAGACACGGCUACGGUGGAAGUGUGUGAGUAUUCAAAUUAUGGACAGCCUUACACAAUAA
Messenger RNA from Penicillium hordei, 906 nucleotides. RefSeq lists its product as uncharacterized. NCBI's taxonomy places the organism in Eukaryota, Fungi, Ascomycota, Eurotiomycetes, Eurotiales, Aspergillaceae. The transcript has a single exon. The coding region runs from base 1 to 906 and encodes 301 amino acids. The record is from RefSeq and is a predicted model, not a curated record.